Bombus pascuorum is the source of this 1386-nucleotide messenger RNA. Its product is annotated as small ribosomal subunit protein eS6-like. Gene Ontology annotation, cellular component: ribosome. The record is from RefSeq and is a predicted model, not a curated record. The coding region runs from base 83 to 838 and encodes 251 amino acids. Gene Ontology annotation, biological process: translation. NCBI's taxonomy places the organism in Eukaryota, Metazoa, Arthropoda, Insecta, Hymenoptera, Apidae. The transcript is spliced from 5 exons. Gene Ontology annotation, molecular function: structural constituent of ribosome.
CUCUACUACGUACUCAGUGUUCGUCAAUGGAUUAUACCGCCUUUCUGUUUAUAGCUCGUUGCAUUGCUUGAUACUUGUCACAAUGAAAUUGAACGUAUCAUAUCCUGCAACAGGAUGUCAGAAACUGUUUGAAAUCUCCGAUGAGCAUAAGCUGAGAAUUUUUUAUGAAAAGCGUAUGGGCGCAGAAGUAGAAGCUGAUGCUCUUGGUAACGAAUGGAAAGGAUAUGUCGUUCGUAUCUCGGGUGGCAAUGAUAAACAAGGAUUUCCUAUGAAACAGGGUGUUCUGACUAAUGGACGCGUACGUUUACUGCUCUCAAAAGGACAUUCAUGCUAUAGACCUAGACGUGAUGGUGAGCGUAAACGUAAAUCUGUCCGUGGAUGCAUUGUAGAUUCCAAUCUUUCAGUACUCGCUCUCGUCAUUGUCAAAAAAGGAGAAAAGGAUAUCCCAGAUUUGACUGACAAAGAAGUCCCACGCCGUUUAGGACCCAAGAGGGCGAGCAAAAUUCGCAAGCUAUUUAAUUUGUCCAAGGAAGAUGAUGUCCGUCGAUUCGUUGUGAAACGACCAAUUCAAAAAGAGGGCAAACCACAGCGGUCAAAAGCCCCUAAAAUUCAACGUCUUAUUACCCCACUUACACUCCAGAGAAAGAGGCAUAGACUGGCUCUAAAGAAGAGGCGUUGCUUGGCUCGCAAGCAACAAGCAGCAGAGUAUGCGAAGCUGUUAGCACAACGGCAGAAGGAAGCUAAGAAUAGGCGUCAAGAAGAACUAAAACGAAGACGUAGCGCUUCUAUGCGAGAUUCCAAAUCAUCCAAUCAGUCUGCACCUACCACUCAAAAGUAAAAGACUGUAAUGUAUGGUCUAAUACAAUAUGAAACUAAUAAAUUGUGUAUAAAUAUGUUGUAAUACUUUGUUGACCUUAUUUAUAUGUUCCAUAUUUGUGAUAUUCAUUUAUUCACUAUUAUACUCAUUUAAACUUAUACAGCAUAUACGUAAGGUAGAGGCUUAUCAUUUUAAUUAAUUAAUAAUUUUGAAAGAUUCUGAGAUGAUUUAGGCCAAGUUAUAGUGUUUAGCAACAUUAACGGUAGUUUUAAUAUUAUUUUUAGUUUAAGACGAAUAUCGAAUUUAAUUUUUUAACAUUGUACUAAAGUUUAGUUCUCGCAGAUUCUAAAUUUAUUAAAUUCGGUAGAAUUUUUUAUUCCAUGUUUACAGCAAAAUAAUCUUUUGUCUGAUACUUUUUGUUUUAAUUUCACAUACAUUUUUUGAUAUAAAGACAUCACAAUAUAUUCCAUAUCCUAUUUGAUUUUCUGUAAUGAACCUAACUCUUUAAUUUCGAAUAAUAUAUACAGAGAUACAUAUGUAGAUUGUAGAUAAAGUUUGUAUAAUCUGUA